GCUGUUUGUGCUUUGGCGAGCUGCCAGGCUCCGGUCAGUUGCGCUCGGAGGACGCCUCCUGUUGCCUCCAUUUCCCACGUCGGCCGCAGCAACUCCCUUGCCCCACGAUGCUGUCGCUGCCAUCCCUGCGCACAGGGAUCUGGACCAGAAAAGGGAUCCUGGGCAUGGCAAGUGUGCGAGCAGCCCAUGGCCACAGCGGACAUGUCACUACCCAAGAGGAUCACUCGAUGCCCAUGUACUGCGAAGCGAACACCUAUCCGCUUCCGGACGUGCCCUACCACACGGAGCUGGAUUCCUCCCAGAAGGCUCUCAAGGAGAAAGAGAAAGGAUCGUGGCAACAGCUGAGCAAAGAAGAGAAGGUGGCCUUGUACCGGCUGAAGUUCUGCAACACGUACGCGGAGAUCAACAAACCGAGCAGCGAAUGGAAGACCGUGCUCGGAGGCAUCUUCUUUUGCUUCGGUUUCACAGGAAUCAUCAUUUGGGCGCAACGGGAAUUCGUGUCUCCCCCGAAGCCACACACCAUGUCGGACGAGUGGAAGGCCCAGCAGCUCCAGCGGAUGCUGGACAUGCGCGUCAGCCCUGUGCAGGGCUUCUCCGCCAAGUGGGACUACGACAAGAACGAGUGGAAGUAGAAGCGAGCGGGAGGAGGCGGGCAGAGGCAGCCCCUGGCCGUGGGCCCCACCCUGGCUGUGCUCCCGUGGCAGAACGGGCGAUCUGGAGGGCAUCACCUGGGAUCCACCCCCCCACCCCCCAUCCUUGCGAACUCUCCUACCCACCACCCCACAUCCCCUCUUCCCUUAAGCCUUCCCGGGGUACCCAGUCUGCCUUUGCCCACAUCUCACCUCCCUGGCAUGGUCGGAAGAGGUCGGGCAUGUCCAGCAGGCGCCUGUGCCCCACUGCAGAGGGUGGCUUUAGACACAAGCCCUUUGCGUGGUCUUUCCUUAGGAGCCCUUCAAAGUGUCCUGAUCUUUCCCCGCGCACAAUAAAAACACUGUACUGAG
Messenger RNA from Elgaria multicarinata webbii, 1001 nucleotides. RefSeq names its product cytochrome c oxidase subunit 4 isoform 1, mitochondrial. The record is from RefSeq and is a predicted model, not a curated record. The transcript is spliced from 5 exons. The coding region runs from base 108 to 632 and encodes 174 amino acids. NCBI's taxonomy places the organism in Eukaryota, Metazoa, Chordata, Lepidosauria, Squamata, Anguidae. Gene Ontology annotation, biological process: mitochondrial electron transport, cytochrome c to oxygen.